AGGAGCCGCAAACUGCUCGUGUACCGAGAAGCAGAAUCCACGAAAAGCGGGUGGCGACGGUUGAAACUGCCGGGCGUUAUUUCUUGCUGUUCUUCACCAUUGUGCGUUACUAGUAUAGGAAUAUCAGGGCAUAACACAGCUGCAGAUUAUCGCACAGAACAUUGUCUCUUUCGCUCUCUCUCUCUGUCUCUCUCUCUCUCUUUAUCUGUCUGUCUCUCUCUCGCUCUCUUUCUCUGUUUCUCUCUGUGAUGCACGUUGCAGAGGCCGCCGGUGGGGCGACCUACAUUAGUGUCAAAACGAAAAGCCUCUACUGCGAUCGUAGCUAGUGAGCUGUGGUGGACAUUGAAUGUUACGGUCGUGGCUUAUUCUAUCAUUAUCCUAUCUUCACCCAGGUGGCAUUGCCACCCAGAACCGUUGAAGGACGUUGGUGACGCCAACAAGUUUGUAAGUAGUGCAAGCGGGAAUGCACCACUUGUGAUAUAGGCUACUACUUAACGAGACAAAAAAAGGCCCGGUCCACAUCUUGUGUGUAAAGACUGUUAAGUAAGUUGAACGGCGCUUUCCUGUCAAGUUUUUUGCUUCUGUUCCCGCAACAAAAAAAAGGAAACGUUGCUACCAGGCAGUGAAGUUAAGUUUAAGUGACAUUGCGUGUGUAUAAUCCCAGAGCCUUAAAUAGGGUUUAUCGAUGCUGUAGAAGUUUGAUAUAGCUGGUUCGUAACCUCUGGUUUCAGUUAGAAAGGCAAUUAAGUCUUAGUGGACAGCAAGCGUUGCUACUGCUAAGCGUACGGUAUAUAUACUCCUUUAUAAGUCAGUAUGGAUUACUUCACCCGUUAAACUGUGCUACUCCAACGAGUGGCAGCGUCAACAGAUGAUCGUGCAUCUGAUCGUGUACUGAUAAACAUUGGAUACAUAGAUAUCGUUAUAGUUCUACUUCGACCUACUGAAGGGUUUCCGUCUUCCUAUUGUAACUACCAGAAGCAUCGCAGUGGUGGCCGCGGUAACGCCUACGUGGGCCAAGCGGCCGUCUGCCCUUUGAUGACGUGAACGGUCACGCACCCCUCACCUCGAUAUGUUCCGUUUCUGCUGGCUAAGUUUUAUUCGGGAACCAGUGAAGUAUCGCACGCAAUGUUGGCCCAGAUUCUUCGAGACAUGUACAUCGAACCGGCCUUACUGGCCGAGCUCGACGAUGAGCAAAAGAGUGUACUCUUUUGUAAAAUGCGAGAAGAGCAGAUUCGCAGAUGGAAACAGCGUGAGGCUGAAAAUCAGCAUGAGAUCCCGAAGGCAAACGGCACUUCGAAGAAACGCGUCGGCUUUUUGUUGGGCGCCGAUGGAGAGCCCUGGACGUGGGUAGUAGGAGAAAGCGACCCCAGAUGUCAACCUCAUGAGUCUCACAGAUCGUCACUGAAGCCUUUGAGAAACCUUGAGUCAACCAACAACCAACACGAUCUAAGCAAUAAGGACACGACGAGUCUGUUGCCAACGAAACAAGCCAGUGGCCAUGUUGUGACUGGCGAUACACCUCUUCGUAGGCCGACGAGUCUGCCAUUAAAUUCGAACACCUCCCGAAGCCCGUCUUCGAGCCCCGUUAAUGGGAACUUCAACAAUAGUAACAACCAGCAGCAACAUUUUGUGUACAAUAGUACCAAUAAUAAUGGCAUGACGAGCCCUAUAAUUAAAAAACAGAACAAUAUCAACCAUAAUAAUUUUAACAACAAUAAUAAUAGAAGCAGUAACGGUGUAAAUAUCAGCAGUGGUGGUGGUGGGCGUUUGCGGAACAGUUUUCCGCAGCAUAUUAACAGCAACAGCUUCAUCACAAAUCAUAGACCUCAAAUACAGCUGAACGGAAAGACACUAAAUUCAAAUAACAGCUGCAGUCUAAACAGCAAUAAGCUCGCCGAUAAUAGGACAAUAAAUUCCGUAAAACCGGUCGUGGAAGUUCGACCUAUGGUCAAGCCCCAGGCCCCUACACACAAGAUCAACUUCGAACUUCGUUCGUUGGGUGAUCAGGACGUGGCACUCCGAAAUGUUGAGAACACUAUUAAUUCAAGCACCACCAACGAAACAAAGAACGCUAACGAGCAACUAUGUAGCAUUAGCGGCAACGGUGGUAUCGAAGAUGAGCUGGAACGUCUAGUGCGCGACGUGGCCGAGCUUAGUUCUCCCGUCCAAUCUGACAAACAACGCUGGCUCCAAGAGAAGCAAAAUAUUAUACGGGCCCGUGAUUCGUCAGUUCCGUCGUCGCCAGUGUCGAUCAUGGGGGGUUCUCCGCCGCGCCACGAGGUCUUUUGCAGUUCGCCUCCCAAAGCUACCACAGUUGCAAUAACUUCGUCCGUUAACCAGCUUAACGGUGAUGCAAUCGGGCUGCAGGUAACGGCUAACGGCUCGCAUCAACAGCCUAUUGGUCAGGAAUGGAACUCUAUCGAUGAACAAGCCUGGCGUGAACAAGAGCGGCGUGCGAAGGAGGCCGAUGCACUGAGAAGACAAGUCGCUCGAAAUGCUCGCGAAGAGAUCAAGAGAUCUUCCCAGAUAUUCAUCAAUGAUGACAUAGGGAUCGCCGCAUCUUCUCCCACGGUUGAUGAACGGGAAAAUCUAGACCAGACAUGUGUUCAAGCUCUUAGAACAAACGAUGGAAAAACCGAAGUUGUAGGUUCUUCAACUACGACCUUCGUUGAGCCAGCUGUUCAACCUCGAAAAGAGACAGUGUCUACUGGGCAAACCAAUGAAAUAACGAGUUGCUCAGGCCAACAGCAAGACGCUGGUGUUGUGGCCGCCGACGAUCCGUUCUUUAAACAGCAUCAGCAACAAGCAAAUAGCCAAAAGCCAGCAAUAGUAUCGCCAAAACCAACUAUUUUACCGAAGCCUUCGUUUAAGCCACCUGUGCCACCAAAAUUACCAUCCGUGAAACCAAUUAGCGUCUUCCAGAGCCCACCGCAACAGGCCACCUCUAGGAGCCGCGAUGCCAAGGUCUUCGAGCGUACGGAAGUCGAGGCAUGGUUUGCCACAGAACAGUUGAAUACUGGUGCCGUCAGCGAAGACUCAAAACCUGGAGAAGCGGCCGAUUGGUUCCACGGGUUCCUCUCACGUGCGGAUGCCGAAGCUAUUCUGGCGAUGUGGGGUGAGGGCUCAUUUCUAGUCCGAGUUCACGACAGGAUUAAGGGCUACGUCGUGUCAUAUAAGGCUCCAGAAAAGGUAAAACAUUUUCUUGUUGACGCGUCCCAACCUGGACAGGUACAGUUUUUCGGAGCAAACCAGAUCAUCUUUAAAACCAUUGUUCAUCUGGUACAUUUUCAUAUGUCACAACCGGUGUCCGUAGUUGGCAGCGAACUUUUACGUAUUGGAGUUCCCUUAGCGGUUGCGGCCUCAAUGUGUGGCCUACACAGCGGUGUUCAUCAAGAUGGGGCUACCCAUCAUCGAAGCUCACAGCCAGGACCAUAUUGACGUGUUUUACACAGUACAUCAUACAGUAACAUCAUACAUAAAUGAUACACCAACAAACUAGAUCUUGUUUCAAACAAUUCAACUUGAUUCACCUGGUCAUGGUCAGCUGAGCUACCACAAGUCUGAUCCCCAUACAUCGGUUAAGCGGAUUCACCAGUACUGUAUUGAGAGAUUUCCGAACAGCCCAGGUUCUUCGAUGACUGUCGGAUAGGUUCAUAUGAAGGCAUCUUGCUUAUGUUGAGCUCCAACUCUAAAACGGGUCGACCAGUGACUAUUUGGUAUAGCGUUAACAAUUCAAAAUAUUUUUAUACGUAGAGGUGUACAGACAUUUGUUGAAACUGGUUUGAGCUCAUACUGCCUUCGUAGCGGUAGCUACGAUUAUGGCAGUGUUGAAAGCAACUUUUUUUUUUUAUAUAUAUAUUUGCAAAUUGCUGAUAAUUAAGGAAAAUGUACGUCAGCUUUAAGCUUUUGAGGUUCUGCUACGUGAUGCAGCCUUUUGAUUAGGCGUUUAUUGCAAUGCCUAUCAUUCAUAUAUACAUAUAUAUAUCUGUGCUCCUUUAUGUCGUAUACGGGGGCAUACUGAUGACAUAGUUUUCUAUUACAUCAUAUAUAUUAUUUCUGUAUUUCAGUGAUAUAUUCGUGUAGAGAUAUGAAGUUUAGUUUGAAUUGACUGUUAUCUGCCCAUUUUAUAACAUAAAUCUUGCCCCUUUUUUUCUGCAGACCUACUAGACUAGAUAGGUGGAUUAUAUUAGUAUGAUUAAAAAAGCUAACAUUCCUACAAGGUAAAUAUUUGCUUUGGAACGCGCGUCAAAUAAAGAAAAGAAAAAGCAGAAGCAUCAUAUACACUUUACUUGAUAAUUAUAUAUAUAUAUAUAUAUUUGUUAAAAGGGAGUUGUCGCGACGCGGAGUACCCACACAAACAAAAUAUUUCGAGGUACAUAGAGUCGAAGUACAGUGAGCUGUUAUACUUGCCUGUGUCUUUGUCAUCUCAAUCCGACCAUGAUACCAAUCCCACGAUGACCAAGCUGUCAUGUGGGGCUAACUACAUAACUGAGUACGACUGCGAGUGAUCGCCUUUGCGCGCAUACGUCGGUGAGCUUUCUUGUCAAAUGGCUGCUGCCAUUUAUCUAUUGUGUGUAAUCGAUGAAGCCGUCUUUUCUUUGAAAACAGACGCUUGCGCUAGCGAUGCCCAACCUCAUCAGAUAUUCCAUUGUACACAGCAUGUCAUUAACUAGUCAAAGUACCUACCUUAUAGCAGUAACACGUUGAUUUUUCCCGCGUAAAAAUAAAUUGGGCUGUUGUGUUGUUGAGUUCGUGGAAAAAUCUGACGUUAUUGACGCUAACGAAACUUCGAAUGGGUAGGGCAAAAAAGGAGUGCAGUCGGAGGCGAGUUCGUUCAGUUGUGGAAAAUAUUCGAAAGACUUCUUUUAAGAGAGAUACCAUCAGCUCUGGUUCUAUAGCAUGGUGUUCGAGCACAGCGAUCGCUGGAUUAAUAUCAGAUGAUUAUGUCUUAACGGUAAUUUUAUAAUAAUGAGUCGCACAGGAGAGAGAAAGAGCAUUUUUCGUAAUAGUGGCGCAUAAUGUUGUUGAAAUAUAGCACGUGGUGUUCUGGGCAGAUCAUCCAUGCACAGAAGCGUGGAUAAAAAUAAGGUGGAAACGAAAAGAUAUUUACGUGAUCCCAAUUUUGGUGCGUUACCUUGAAACUUUUUCCAUUCUUCGCCUUUUCUUCAUGUUGAUGUUGUUGUUGCGCAGAGUCGGCCGAAAACAGUCUGAUCAAGGCAAAUCAAUCACAAAGUAAUAACAUAAUUAUCACUUCUCUAUUUUGCUUCUAUUGAUAAGGGAAAAAGUUGUCACCAGCGCGUCCAUGAAUGUUGAUCACAAGCUAACCCACUUCGAAAGUGAUACCGCCGUUGACGGUUAUUUGGUUUACUGUCGCCGCUGUUACGGUUCUACCAAAUAUCGAAGUGACAGGGCAAUAAAUAGUAUUUUUUCAACUGUGAAGCGAUA
Messenger RNA from Varroa destructor (honeybee mite), 5445 nucleotides. RefSeq lists its product as uncharacterized. Gene Ontology annotation, cellular component: cytoplasm. The record is from RefSeq and is a predicted model, not a curated record. NCBI's taxonomy places the organism in Eukaryota, Metazoa, Arthropoda, Arachnida, Mesostigmata, Varroidae.